Molecule: messenger RNA, 1495 nt
Organism: Pelobates fuscus (common spadefoot toad)
Lineage: Eukaryota; Metazoa; Chordata; Amphibia; Anura; Pelobatidae
Product: alpha-1-antitrypsin-like
Exons: 5
Coding region: 97-1440 (447 amino acids)
Biological process (GO): negative regulation of endopeptidase activity
Molecular function (GO): serine-type endopeptidase inhibitor activity
Source: RefSeq, a predicted model, not a curated record
UCUUUCUCAAUACCUAAACAUCUUUACAUAUAAAUUGCCUUUCAGGUCCUUGUACGUCCACACAGAUUGGAGGCAGAUUUCUGAAACAGAGAAGAAAUGAAGUGUCUCCUCCUUUGUUUGAGUGCCUUUCUAUUAUGCACUAUAGUCUUCAGUCACCACGGUGGUGAACAUGAUGAAGAACAUGCUGAUCACACUGACGACCACAAACAUAACCAUGGAGACCAUAAACAUAGUAAUGAUCAUGGUGGCAAUCACAAAAAUCAUGGCCAUCAUGGAAAAGGGAAACAUGACUCACACCAUCAUGUUCAUUUCAAUGAAUCGAUAGCUUGCCAUAAAAUUGCAUCAUCCAAUUCUCAGUUUGCCUUCAGAUUGUUCAAGCAGGUAACAGAUGCAAAACCUUUAGAGAAUAUUUUUAUUUCCCCGGUCAGUAUAUCUACUGCUUUUGCCAUGCUUUCUGAAGGAGCUAAGUCCAAGACCCAUGACGAGAUCUUAGAAGGUCUUGGUUUCAACAUUUCUGAAAUCACAGCGGAGGAAAUUCAUUCUUGUUUCCAGCAUCAUCUCCAUGUCCUAAAUCACCCUGAUAGCGAGCUACAUCUCGACAGUGGGAAUGCCCUCUUUAUAGACACAAAACUCAAACUGCGCCAGACAUUUUUAGAUGAUGUCAAGAGAAAUUAUGAGUCAGAAGCAUUUUCUAGUGAUUUCACAAAUUCUGAUGAAGCAAAGAACCAGAUCAACAGCUAUGUGGAUAAGAAAACCAAUGGGAAAAUUCCUGAGCUGCUCAGCAGUAUUGACAAGGACACAAUUUUAAUCCUCCUCAACUGGAUUUAUUUCAGAGGUCAGUGGAAAAAUCCAUUUAAUGAAGAAUUUACUAGUGAAGGAGAUUUCCAUGUUGAUGAGAACACAGUUGUGAAAGUGCCGUUUAUGAGGAGAAUCGGCGUGUAUAACGUAUUACUGUCUGAAAACGUUACGGUGGUGGAGAUUCCAUACAAGGGCAAUGCUUCAGCUCUGUUUAUCUUACCAAAGGAGGGAAAACUCCGACACAUCGAACAGAAUCUUCAGGAAUCCACAAUCAAAGCAUGGAAGAGCAAAUUCAGGUUCCGGUUUGUAGAAAUAUACCUUCCUAAAUUUGUAAUUUCUACAACUCUGGAUCUUAAAAAACAAUUUAUCAAAAUGGGAGUAACCAAGGUAUUUUCAAACGCUGCUGAUCUAUCUGGCAUUACAGAACAAGCCAAGUUAAAAUUGUCUACGGCGGUCCACAAGGGAGCACUGAGUGUUGAUGAGAAAGGAACAGAGGCCGUGGCAGCGACAGUCCUUGAGCUAGUACCCAUAAGUCUACCACCAACUAUUAAACUUGAUAAUCCUUUUCUCAUCCUUAUUCAAAAGGAAGAAACUCAUAGCCCUCUGUUUAUGGGAAGAGUGAGAAACCCAGCGGUGGCAUAAUACGUUACAUGUACAAUGCGCCAUUCUUUUCAGAUUAAAAGAUACUUUAAUUGUU